Molecule: messenger RNA, 627 nt
Organism: Candoia aspera
Lineage: Eukaryota; Metazoa; Chordata; Lepidosauria; Squamata; Candoiidae
Product: immunoglobulin lambda-1 light chain-like
Exons: 4
Coding region: 1-627 (208 amino acids)
Biological process (GO): immunoglobulin production; immune response
Source: RefSeq, a predicted model, not a curated record
AUGAAAGACUCUGACCCAUUUUUCAGAGGCAUCACUUCCCAGCCCACCUUGACUCAGCCUGCCUCCGAGACGGGAUCUCCAGGAGAAACCAUUAAACUCUCCUGUGCCAUCAGCAGCAAUCCAUAUAACAUUGGCUGGGUUCAACAGAGAUCUGGAGAGGCCCCUCGCUUUGUCCACUGUGAUGGCUGCAGCAGCAGGGGGCCAGGGAUCCCAGACCGAUUCACUGGCACCCGAUCAGGCAACAAUGGCUACUUAACCAUCACCAGCCUUCAGGUUGAAGACGAGGCCGAUUAUUACUGUUUCAUGUGGUACAGCAGUGGCAGCGUGUUGCACAGUGCUAUUUCACAGCCCACCUUGACUCAGCCUGUCUCCCAGUCUGCAUCUCCAGGAGAAACCAUUAAACUCUCCUGUGCCAGCAGCAGCAGCCCAUACUACACUGGCUGGCUUCAGCAGAGAUCUGGAGAGGCCCCUCGCUUUGUGCACUGCGAUGGCUGCAACAGAGGACCAGGGAUCCCAGACCGAUUCAUGGGCACCCGAUCAGGCAAUAAUGGCUACUUAACCAUCACCAGCCUUCAGGCUGAAGACGAGGCUGAUUAUGACUGUUCCAUGUGGUCUAGGAGGACUUAA